Molecule: messenger RNA, 930 nt
Organism: Penicillium cosmopolitanum
Lineage: Eukaryota; Fungi; Ascomycota; Eurotiomycetes; Eurotiales; Aspergillaceae
Product: HPP family protein
Exons: 2
Coding region: 1-930 (309 amino acids)
Source: RefSeq, a predicted model, not a curated record
AUGGGUCCCUUCAGAGAAAAGAUCCGGCAAAGAAAUGGUGCUUCUGGCGGGUAUAGGUCGCGAUGGUCUUUGCCAAACAUCAAGUUCCGUCGCGACUACCGCAGCCAACUGCCUGAAGUAAUAUCACGUUUCACUGGGUAUCGUGCUCCAGAAGCCAGCCCGCCGUAUUCCCCUCUUCCGUUCCCCCCCUUCUCGUGGCUCACUAAAAUUCCGCUGAAGUAUGAAACUUGGCUGUUCGCUUGGAUCGGCGCAUUCGGGGGAAUCCUCUUGAUCGAAGCCAUCAUGUCCACCAGUACGGCAUUUCGGGACAUAUACCACACCCCGACCAUCAUCACGUCUUUCGGUGCCUCCGCUGUACUGCUCUUCGGAGUAGUAGAAUCCCCGGUAGCUCAGCCACGGAACUUUGUCUUUGGGCAUUUUCUCUCUGCCCUGGUUGGAACGUGCAUCACGCGCUUGUUCGUGUUGAAUAGGCAAUACCAAGGGUACCUAGACAAUACGCAUUUCCAUCCCUCUACCUUCAUCAAUGGAGGUGUUUCGAUGGCGACAUCGUUACUGUUGAUGCUGAUGACUGGAACUGCUCAUCCUCCAGCCGGAGCAACAGGCCUUAAUGCAGCAGUCCAGUCGGAUGUAGUGUCCCUCUCCUGGCACUACCUCCCUACCAUCAUCGCAUCGUCUUUGAUCAUGCUGGGAUGGGCUGUCAUUAUCAAUAACCUUGGGAGACGUCGUUACCCAUUGCACUGGUGGGCGCCGGGCUCGACUUUUGUUCGCGAUCCAGUGGAAGAGCACGAUGAAACUCUUCAAAACGUUGAGGAGGGUGAGAUCCAAAGAGAGGAGACAGAGGAGGGAAAUCUGGCCCUUGAAAAUGACAAUACCAGUUCUAGACUUGAGAUGUCUGCACCUGACCCAAACGCAGACACGGCAAGCAAGUAA